AUGGAGCUGGUGUUCUGCCGAAAAAAGCACCCCUGCCACCUGAGUAGUUACACCAACUUUAAAUUGAUGGUAAUCAAUGCGGCAGAGUCAGCAAACAACUGCCAAGCGGCCAAGAAAUAUGGUGUGACAGAGUGCCACGUUCGACAAUGGCGAGCACAAAAAGAACGCCUAAAGAAUGCCAACACUAUGAGAAAAGCUUUUCGCGGUCCCAAGAGUGGACGCUUUAAAGAGAUUGAUAGAAAGGUGUGUGAAUACAUUACUGAAAAACGGAAUGACGGAAUGCCCAUCACCAGAGCCGUGAUUCAGCUAAAGGCACGGGAAAUAGCUAACGAACUAAACAUCCCUCCCACCGAGUUCAACGCGAGUCUCGGCUGGUGUAAGAGAAUGAUGCGGCGAAAUGGAUUAGCGUCACGACGCAGGACAGGACUUGCCCAGCGCUUGCCCUCUGACUUCAGAGAAAAGCUACUGUCAUAUCAACGGUAUGUGCUUGGGUUAAGGAAGAAACAUGACUAUCCCUUGGAUCAGAUGGGUAACGCUGACCAAACACCUGUUUAUUUUGACAUGCCAUCAUCUGUCACUGUGGAAAAGAAACGAGAGAAAUCCGUCCUUGUCAAGUCGACUGGUAAUGAGAAAAGCAGGAUUACAGUGAUGUUGACGUGCCUUGCUGAUGGUACAAAACUGCCCCCAUAUGUGAUUUUAAGAAGAAAGACAAUACCCAAAGAGCCCACGCCACCUGGUAUUAUUGUUCGUGCUCAGGAAAAGGGCUGGAUGGAGACAGAGCUCGUGGUGGACUGGCUCAAGGUUGUGUGGGGCCGACGGCGGGGGGGGCUCAGAAAAACAAGAAGCAUGCUGGUGCUGGACGCUUUUCGUGGACACUUGACUGAGCCUGUCAAAAAGCAACUCCGCUCUAUGAACAGUGACCUGGUGAUCAUCCCAGGGGGGAUGACAAGCCAGCUACAGGUGCUUGACGUUGUUGUCAACAAGCCAUUUAAGGAUAGCCUGCGCAAGAGACACACAGAGUGGCUCCUGUCUGCAGAUCACGCACUGACGCCGACUGGAAGGAUCCAGACGCCUGCUGUACAUUUGCUCUGUGAAUGGAUCCUACAGGCUUGGGAUGCUGUUUCCUCAGAGAGCAUCAUCAACGGCUUCAAGAAGUGCUGCGUUUCCAACGCAAUGGAUGGCAGCGAGGAUGAUGUGCUGUGGGAGGAGGCGGGGCCCGCGAAUGAGGAGGGGAGUGAUGAGAGUGACAGUGAGCCCAGCGAGGCAGAAGACCUCUGUGAGUAAUGGACUGUAGUCUAUUCUGAUCAACUUAUGAUGAGCCAAAGGACACUUUGCACUGCUGUUUUUUCACAGUCUGACUUGUUAAUGUUCUUGAAUAGCACUUGACAUUGAUGGUUAAUGCAAUUUUUUGCACUAUUAUUACAUCAACGAUGUAUUGCACAGUUUUGUUGCUGUCUAGUAUGUUUUUUUAUACUGAAUUGUUAAUGUUCUUGAAAUCGAAUAGAACUUGAAAAUGAUGGUUAUGUAGUUAUUUACAUCAUUAAUGCAGUUAUUAAACUUUUGAGGCUACUUAUUUGCUGCUUAUUCACUGAUUCAUAGCCUCAGAUUUUCAGAAAAAGAAUACAGUUCUUAUUAAAUACUGUAGUACUGCCGUAUUUCUUGAUCUUAAA
Acanthochromis polyacanthus (spiny chromis) is the source of this 1670-nucleotide messenger RNA. RefSeq names its product pogo transposable element with KRAB domain. Bases 1 to 1284 code for a protein of 427 amino acids. Gene Ontology annotation, cellular component: nucleus. Lineage: Eukaryota; Metazoa; Chordata; Actinopteri; Pomacentridae. Gene Ontology annotation, molecular function: DNA binding. The record is from RefSeq and is a predicted model, not a curated record. The transcript is spliced from 2 exons.